This is a messenger RNA of Monomorium pharaonis (pharaoh ant), 936 nucleotides long. RefSeq lists its product as uncharacterized. NCBI's taxonomy places the organism in Eukaryota, Metazoa, Arthropoda, Insecta, Hymenoptera, Formicidae. The transcript is spliced from 6 exons. The record is from RefSeq and is a predicted model, not a curated record. Bases 185 to 724 code for a protein of 179 amino acids.
UCAGGUAUAUAUACAAGGCUUUACUGUACGAAUUAGUAUUGCUUCAGCUUUUGUAGGAGCAAACUGUGUUCUAUAUUGGCCUCUUUUUGAAUAAAUGUAUUGCUGAGCUAUUCUCGAUACAUUCUGUAAAGAAAGAAUACAACUUUUUAUAUUCUUACAAUUAGAAUAUACAAAGAAGAGCAGGAUGAAGGCUUUCAUGCUUGCUACGUGUUUGCUAAUCAUGGUCGUUUAUGCAGCUGAUGCUCAAGUAAGUACAAUUGCUUCUGCCUUACCAACUUGUUUAUCAUCAUUGCAACCAUGUGUUGGACUUAACCUAAACAAUGUCUUAGCAUGUCCUAAAAUUUGGAAUUGUUUAUUUGAAGCGACAAACGUAAAGGAUGCAAAUAGUGAACUGACGGAACAAGGUUUCAGUCAAUUUUGUAGCAUUCUAACCACCGAAACUGAAACUAAUGAGGAGAAAUGCAAUACUUUAGGCAAUAUGUGCUUUGGAUCCAACGAACAAAAUCCAACGGAAUGUUUAAUAGGACAAGGUCUACCAAACUAUAUACUUACUGCACCAAACCUUACAAAUCUAGAAAACAUUGCAGAAUUAUUAGAACAGCUGACUGCGAAUGGUCUUAUCCCAAAUGAUUUUAUCUCAAAUCUAUCCCUGGGUGGUAUUGUCCCAACUGGUAUUGUCUCAAAUCUACCCCUGGGUGAUAUUGUCCCAACUGGUAUUGCCUAAAAUCUACCCGUGGGUAGAUAAAUAAUAUAGAAGGAAACGCAUAAAGAUUCGUCGAAAGCAUCAAUGCAGUUGACAAUUGUUAUUUUGUGUCAAUUUAAAAGGUGAAAUAAUUUGAUUUUUGUUAUAGUUCUAUAUUAUGUUUAUAAUUAGCACUUAAAACUAAUAUGUUACACUAAUAAUAAAAUAUAGUGCACAACGGUAUCUACUUUUUA